Molecule: messenger RNA, 1004 nt
Organism: Uranotaenia lowii
Lineage: Eukaryota; Metazoa; Arthropoda; Insecta; Diptera; Culicidae
Exons: 4
Coding region: 1-984 (327 amino acids)
Biological process (GO): nucleosome assembly
Cellular component (GO): nucleosome
Molecular function (GO): protein heterodimerization activity; structural constituent of chromatin; DNA binding
Source: RefSeq, a predicted model, not a curated record
AUGACUGGCCGAGGCAAGGGAGGAAAAGGUCUAGGAAAGGGUGGCGCCAAGCGUCAUCGCAAGGUUUUGCGUGAUAACAUCCAGGGAAUCACCAAGCCCGCUAUCCGUCGUCUGGCUCGUCGUGGAGGAGUCAAGCGUAUCUCCGGUUUGAUCUACGAGGAAACUCGUGGUGUUCUGAAGGUGUUCCUGGAAAACGUGAUUCGUGACGCUGUUACCUAUACUGAACACGCCAAGCGGAAGACCGUCACUGCCAUGGACGUCGUCUAUGCCUUGAAACGCCAGGGACGCACUCUGUACGUAGCUUUACACAAACGAAACGAUGAAUCAAUGGCUCGUACCAAGCAAACCGCUCGUAAGUCCACCGGAGGAAAAGCUCCUCGCAAACAGCUGGCCACUAAGGCUGCUCGUAAGAGUGCUCCAGCCACCGGAGGAGUCAAGAAGCCUCAUCGUUAUCGGCCAGGAACCGUUGCUCUGCGUGAGAUCCGUCGUUACCAGAAAUCCACCGAGCUGCUGAUCCGCAAGUUGCCCUUCCAGCGUCUGGUUCGUGAAAUCGCUCAGGAUUUCAAGACCGAUCUGCGUUUCCAGAGCUCGGCCGUCAUGGCUCUGCAGGAAGCUAGCGAGGCCUAUCUGGUUGGUCUCUUUGAGGACACCAAUCUGUGUGCCAUCCAUGCAAUGACUGGCCGAGGCAAGGGAGGAAAAGGUCUAGGAAAGGGUGGCGCCAAGCGUCAUCGCAAGGUUUUGCGUGAUAACAUCCAGGGAAUCACCAAGCCUGCUAUCCGUCGUCUGGCUCGUCGUGGAGGAGUCAAGCGUAUCUCCGGUUUGAUCUACGAGGAAACUCGUGGUGUUCUGAAGGUGUUCCUGGAAAACGUGAUCCGUGACGCUGUUACCUAUACUGAACACGCCAAGCGGAAGACCGUCACUGCCAUGGACGUCGUCUAUGCCUUGAAACGCCAGGGACGCACUCUGUACGGUUUCGGAGGUUAAAUCAUGGAAUUCAUACUAUC